Aphis gossypii (cotton aphid) is the source of this 909-nucleotide messenger RNA. Its product is annotated as myb/SANT-like DNA-binding domain-containing protein 3. The transcript is spliced from 5 exons. Bases 1 to 909 code for a protein of 302 amino acids. The record is from RefSeq and is a predicted model, not a curated record. Lineage: Eukaryota; Metazoa; Arthropoda; Insecta; Hemiptera; Aphididae.
AUGGAAGACGACAAAAAAAGGGGCAAGAACUUUUCUGAAACAGAAAAAUCAAUUUUAAUUGAUCUUAUUUUGCCAUACAAACAUAUUAUUGAAAAUAUCAAGACCGAUGGUGCAACAAAUAAAGAAAAAGAUGCAGCAUGGAGUGAAAUUGCAAAUUCAUACAAUUGCCAACAAAUAACUGGCAUCAGAACCAUUCGCCAAUUAAAAUCGGUGUAUGAUGUUCAAAAAAGAAAGGCUCGAAAAGACAAAAGUGAUUAUAAGGUUGAACUUUAUAAAACUGGUGGGGGUCGUAAUUUAUCAAUGUUGUCAAGUACAACAGACAAAGUUAUUGGACUCCUAGGUGAUCGUUUAGAACCUUUAUCUAACCAAUAUGAUUGUGAUUCUGACUAUCCAAAUGCUAAUAACCCACCAGAUGAAUUCAUAAUUCAAACAUUAAAUGAAGAGGAUCUAUCAGAUGACUUACUUAGCAACUCUGAUGAAAACUCUUAUUUAAUUGAGAAACCAGUGACAAAAAAAAGAUCACCAGAAAUACUUUUAGCACCGAGCAACAAAUUGGUAAAAAUAUUGGACAAACAAUCUGUUGCUCAUAACGUCAGCACUAGUCAUCCUGCAACUGUGGAACAAAAUAUAAAAAAAAAGCACGAGUCUUCUGCAAAAAAGGUUUAUGAAGGACUAAAUCUUUUGACUUCCAAACAUUUAGAUAUUAUUGAAAAUAAAGAAAAGCUAAAGGACAAUUUAAAUUUGUUAGCAUUAAAAAAAUCAAAACUACAGUUAGAGAUUACAGAAAUGGAGCAAAAGAUUAUGGUCCUAAAAUAUGAUACUGAGCAACAAAAGUGUGCUUCAGAACUCAAGCAAAUCAAAUUAAAAGAACAAAUUCUUGAGUCUGAACUAAGGAUGUUAUUAACAUGA